AUGAUGAAGGACUUGAUGUCCCGGAAAUUUGAUUUUCAAGACUUGGCUACGAUUACACUUGCUCAGACCUGUAGUGCAGUGGUGACGAGACCUAUUGCUGAAAAGCUAUCUGAUCUAGGUAGCUUUACAAUUCCAUGCACUAUUGGGAAUUUCGCCUUUGCUAAGGCGCUCUGUGAUUUAGGGGCCAACAUAAUCUUAUGCCCCUGGCUAUCAAUAAGAGGUUGGGCAUUGGGAGAGCUAGACCCACCUCCAUAUUUUGUGAUCUUGGAUUGCAAAGUGGAUGAAGAGAUUCCUAUAAUCUUAGAAAGACCAUUCUUGGCCACGGGGAGAGCUCUGAUUGACUGUGAGACUGGGGAGCUCAAAAUGAGACUCAAUGAUGAGGAAAUGAAGUCUAUGAGGCGACCAAAGUCCGAUGAUGAGGUAUUGACAAUUGAGGAACCCCUGGCUGCAUGUUUGAUGAACUUAGAUGAAGUGAAUG
Nicotiana tabacum (common tobacco) is the source of this 478-nucleotide messenger RNA. Lineage: Eukaryota; Viridiplantae; Streptophyta; Magnoliopsida; Solanales; Solanaceae. The record is from RefSeq and is a predicted model, not a curated record.